AGAGUGACAGAUGAGAUCCUGUACUUGGUACCAAACAAGGAGAACUUCAGACUAACCCUGAGGGCCAUCAAGCUGUGGGCCAAACGCCGUGGGAUCUACUCCAACAUGUUGGGCUUCCUGGGUGGAGUCUCCUGGGCCAUGCUGGUAGCCAGGACCUGCCAGCUCUACCCCAACGCUGUGGCCGCCACUCUCGUACACAAGUUCUUCCUCGUCUUCUCCAAAUGGGAAUGGCCAAAUCCUGUGCUUUUGAAACAGCCUGAAGACAGCAAUCUGAAUCUACCUGUUUGGGAUCCACGAGUGAAUCCGUCCGACCGGUACCACCUGAUGCCCAUCAUCACGCCAGCCUACCCCCAGCAGAACUCUACCUACAACGUCUCCUCUUCCACACGCACCAUCAUGAGCGAGGAGUUCAAAUACGGUCUCAGUGUUACAGAUGACAUCCUUCAGGGGAAAACCGACUGGUCCAAACUGUUCCAGCCACCCAACUUUUUCCUGAAGUACAAGCAUUAUAUUGUUCUGACUGCCAGUGCAUCCACAGAAGAAAACCAGUUAGAAUGGAUUGGUCUGGUGGAGUCUAAGAUCCGUGUCCUGGUGGGGAACCUGGAGAGGAAUGAGUACAUCACCCUGGCACACGUCAACCCCACAUCCUUCCCCGGGAACAAGGAGAGCUGUAGCGAGAACGAGUUUGUCUCCAUGUGGUUCAUUGGGAUCAUCUUCAAGAAAGUGGAGAACGCAGAGAGCGUCAACAUCGACCUGACCUACGACAUCCAGUCCUUCACAGAUACAGUUUACAGGCAGGCCAACAACAUCAACAUGCUGAAGGAUGGGAUGAAGAUCGAAGCGACACACGUGAAGAAGAAGCAGCUCCACCAGUACCUUCCUGUUGAGCUGGUGCAGAGGAAGAAGAGGAGCAUCGUGGAGCUGAACCGUAACUCCAACGGUGGGAGUUCCAAGCGGUCCUCUCUCGAUGGCAGUCAGCUGGACAGUUCCAGAGACACUGACUCCGGGACUCCCUUCAGCUCUCCCACCUCCGUCUGCAAGCCGUCCAGGCCGGCCGCCUCAGACACAGACGACAGUUUGACACCCCCCAAGCUGCCAGCCUCUCUGUUUGUUGAGAACAGCUCCUCGGUGCCAGACGUCUCUGCACCCAGGGCCGAUCAGGAGAAGGGGUUGUCCAUCCCCGUCAUUGGAUCAAAGUCCAAGCCCUCUGCCCCAACUGGCCCAGUCGGUAGCACCAUUCCUACAGUAGUGGGUAGGAGCGUGUUCUCUCUCCCUGGCAGUACCAGCACGACAGAGCAGAACCAGAACGGAUCCAAGAGACUCCACUCCCCUACGCUGGAGGAUCAGACCAAGAGACUGAGCGACAGUGCAGAGCCGCUGGCUGACGUGUUGACCUUCAAGGAGCCGUUCCCUCCGUCCGGCGACGGCAGGGAGCAAGGGGACGGAGUCCAAGUGGUGAGUCCUCCAGCAGGCAGCACCAUUCCUACAGUAGUAGGCAGGAGCGUUGUACCCUGCCUGGGCUCCUCUAGAGAUACAUCCAGCCCGACCGAGCAGAACCAGAACGGAGCCACCGCUGCAGGCAAGAGACCUCACUCCCCCACACAGGACGGACCCCCCAAGAGGAUACGAGACCCUGCAGAUCUGCUGGUGUCCGGGGAUGACUCUGCAUUCAAGGAGCCGUUCCCUUUAUCUAGCGACAGCCAGGAGCAAGGGGACGGAGUGAACGUGGAAAGUCUUGGAGGGGUAAAGGCCAUGCCUAUUCCAACUAUCGACACAUCAAGAACACAGAGACUUCCCAGUAUGGAGUUGCCAGACGUGACCUCUCCCCUCCCCAGCAGUAACCACCAACGGGUGGUUAAGAACUCCAUCAGACUCGCCCUCAACAGGCACAGGUAACCCCAGGUAACGCCCCCCCCCCAACCCCUUCCCUCACGAGGCCAGGACCUACAACACUGACUAGCUCCAGACCUGAGAGAUCCGAAAGCAAGACUACUGUGGUAAAACCUAGUGAGGAAGCCGAUUUUUAAACUCUCCCGCUCACUCCACCCUGUCACUGGACGAUGUGCAACGACAGUCUCUUGUUCCCCCCCAUCUGUUUCUAUGGUCCUUCCCAGUUGAGCCUGAAGCAGAAAUUAAAAUGCUGAUUUAAGAUUGGGUUUGAGAAGAGUUGGAUUUAUUUAUUUAUUUUUUGUAAAUUUCCCCCCUCUUCCUUUACUGUGUGUAGUUUUAAAUGGCCUUAACGUGUCGAUGCUUGCCACUACACCUGUCUGUACCAUCCUGAUGCUUUGACAAAUGGAAAAGUUCUACAGUAGGUGUAGUUUAUUGUACAUAGCUCGUCUUUAAAAAAGAAAAAAAAAGAAUCACAGACGUUUCGUCUUUCCAUACAGCUGUUAUAGUUUUAUGAUCUAAAAUGAAAACAAAAAAAGUUUAAAAAAAAUGUAUUGUCCCCCCCCCCCCCCACAGUUUGUCAACCACAUUACAACGUGACCUUGAUGGCCAAUCUCAGCCUUCCCACCCAGUAGACUCAGCAACUUGGGUUGUGUUCAUUUGGGCCCAACAUAUGAACAUGUUUUGCAACAGAAAUGAGCAUUCCUUUUUGGAUAAGUUCAGAUGUUACCUCCCUUUUUUCUUCCUGUAUAUUCCCCCCUCUAGGUUAACAGGACCUCCUGUGUAUGCUCCCCCCCCCCACUAGGUUGGUUAACAGGACCCCCUGUGUAUGCUCCCCCCCCACUAGGUUGGUUAACAGGACCUCCUGUGUAUGUCCCCCCCACUAGGUUGGUUAACAGGACCUCCUGUGUAUGUCCCCCCC
Messenger RNA from Oncorhynchus masou masou (cherry salmon), 2809 nucleotides. Its product is annotated as poly(A) polymerase gamma-like. Bases 106 to 1896 code for a protein of 596 amino acids. Lineage: Eukaryota; Metazoa; Chordata; Actinopteri; Salmoniformes; Salmonidae. Gene Ontology annotation, molecular function: RNA binding; poly(A) RNA polymerase activity. Gene Ontology annotation, cellular component: nucleus. The transcript is spliced from 17 exons. The record is from RefSeq and is a predicted model, not a curated record.